Rhagoletis pomonella (apple maggot) is the source of this 535-nucleotide messenger RNA. Its product is annotated as small lysine-rich protein 1. The coding region runs from base 99 to 350 and encodes 83 amino acids. The transcript is spliced from 2 exons. NCBI's taxonomy places the organism in Eukaryota, Metazoa, Arthropoda, Insecta, Diptera, Tephritidae. The record is from RefSeq and is a predicted model, not a curated record.
CUAAAGCAACACUUGUUUAUUUAAUCGAUAAACGCUUUUAAACGUGGAGAAACCAAAUUUCGGAUGUUGUCAAUUUUGGCUUGCAAUAAUUUUUAAUAAUGGGUGGCAAAGGUAAAAAGAAACGUAAUAGCAAAGAUUCCACUUCGAGUAAUAAUGGCGGUGAAGAGGGAGAAAAGAAAAAAGAUAGUAAAAAGAAGAGUAACAGCAACAAAUCGCUGGGAUGCGACAUCUUCAAUGAUGUAGCCAUGGAAAAUGCCUAUUAUGUGUGUCAUAAUGUACAGGAUUUACUUAAGACGCGUGGAUUUGCUUGGCCUGAUGGACAAAAGAAGAAGAAGAAGGGAAAACGUUAAAGAUCACCACCACACAGCUGACGCCAUUCAAUCAAAACAAGUGUAAAAAACAAUAUACUUAAUAAAAACGAAUUUUAAAAUUACAUUGUUUAUAGCUUCCUAUGCUUCAACUACAUAUUACAAAUUUCGACUGUUUUAAUUUCAUAAGCGACUAUUUUUGUUUUCAUUAAAAACAUUUAAAUAGA